AUGGGGAAUAAGUUGGGUAGGAGGAGACAGCUAGUGGACGAGAAGUAUACAAGACCUCAAGGGCUUUAUCAACACAAGGAUGUAGAUCACAAGAAGCUUCGUAAGCUUAUACUUGAUUCCAAGCUCGCUCCUUGCUAUCCCGGAGAUGAUGACUGCAGUUGCGAUCUUGAAGAAUGCCCGAUUUGUUUCUUGUAUUAUCCAAGUCUAAAUAGAUCGCGAUGUUGCACAAAAGGCAUCUGUACAGAAUGUUUCCUACAGAUGAAGACCCCAAAUUCUACACGCCCUACGCAAUGCCCCUUUUGUAAAACGUUAAACUAUGCUGUGGAGUAUAGAGGGGUGAAGACUAAAGAGGAAAAAGGGCAAGAACAAAUUGAAGAACAAAGGGUGAUAGAAGCAAAAAUAAGAAUGAGACAACAAGAAAUUCAAGAUGAAGAGGAAAGAAUGCUAAAAAGACAAGAGAGAAGCUCUUCAAGCAGGAUAAUUGAUUCAAAUGAGGCUGAAUAUUUCUCUAGAGCAGCAACGUCUUCUUCAGAAGGCGAGGAAAUUGUUUCUGCUCCGAAUUCAGGUGUAACAAUAAUUAGACAUCCUCAACGCCCUAGGGACAACAGAGAUGACGAGUUUGACCUUGACCCCGAGAACAUAAUGCUAAUGGAAGCCAUCUGGUUGUCAUUUCAGGAGGAUGGAAAAACCCAACGCCAGAAUCCAAAUUACGGUGACGCAGCACAAUUAGCAAAAUACGCAACAGAAGUUCGUGUUCUCGCGUCCAUGGCCCCACAAGCUGAGUCAUCAUCAUUAUCAUCCACAUCCUCAUCCUCAUCCUCAUCGCCUUCCGGUGGUCUAGCGUGCGCCAUAGCCGCCCUCGCCGAACGCCAACAAAUGAGUGGGGAAUCUUCCACCAAUUACAACAACUACAAUGGCAACAUGUCAUCAACAUACAACAUCAUGCAUCCCGAAUCCACCUCUCUCAAUACUCAUCUUCAAGAUGGAGGAUGGGGAAACAACAACAAUAUUGAAACUUCAUAUGGGUAUGAUGAUGAUAAUAAUAAUGAGUAUGGGGGACAUGAUGAGAUGGGUGGUGGUGGUGGAGGUGGUGGAAGUAUAGUUCCUGAGAGCUUUGAGGAGCAGAUGAUGUUGGCAAUGGCGGUUUCACUGGCGGAAGCUCGAGCUAGGAGUAGUAGUGCACCGGAGGUUGCGUGGAUUUAGUGGAAUGUUUGUUGGUGGUGUAUACAGUGUGUAAAAUUGGGGAAAAAAUUUGAGUGUAGAUUUGUGGGUAGAGGUUUGAGAUUUGAAUCAUGGAAGUAGAAGGAUAGAGACAGGAAGACAUAUAGGUCACUUUCCCCCCUCCCUUUGUAUUGAAAUUUGAGAGUUUGUAUGAUUGGUUGUUGUUGGGAGGAUUUGGAAUUGGGUUUGAAAAGUGAAGUUGAUCAUCAUCUUUGGAACCUUGAAGAAAUGUGCAAUUUACCAUUGAAUUUUUAAUCUUGUUGGUGGUUUAAAAACCCCAAAAACGUCCAUUGGAUUGACGACAUCUUAAACCGAAUAUUCCUUUAAAAAAAAAACAAAACAAACCAUUUCCAAAGUACCUCACAAAGCAAGAUAGAAACCCUAGAAAAGCUAUAAAAAUCCACCAAAAGUUGGAUUAGGCAUCCUAGUGUGUAGAGAAAAUAAUGACAAUUUUUUGAUUUUUGGACAUUUGUACUUGGGCUCGAUUGAUGUAUGGUUCCAUUUCUGUUAAGUAGAAGAACAUCUUUUAAGGUUGUUAUCUUUGUGUGAAGGAUUUGUCUCUAGAGACCUUUAUUGUGCAAUCUCUUAAAAAAAGCCAUUGUAAGUUUUAUAAUGUUGCACAUGAGUUGAAAG
This is a messenger RNA of Lactuca saligna, 1854 nucleotides long. NCBI's taxonomy places the organism in Eukaryota, Viridiplantae, Streptophyta, Magnoliopsida, Asterales, Asteraceae. The record is from the annotation of a GenBank genome assembly.